AUGGCGCGGCAGGGCUCGGGGGCCAUGCUGGCCUCCGGCGGCCUGGGCUUCCCCCCCCAAAACCUGGCCCGCGUGGUGGUGUGGGAGUGGCUGAACGAGCACGGGCGCUGGCGGCCCUACUCGGCCGCCGUCUGCCACCACAUCGAGAACGUGCUGAAGGAGGACGCCCGUGGCAGCGUGGUGCUGGGCCAGGUCGACGUCCAGCUGGCGCCCUACGUCAUCGACCUCCAGUCCAUGCACCAGUUCCGGCAGGACACGGGGACCAUGCGCCCCGUACGGAGGAACUUCUACGACCCGUCCUCGGCCCCGGGGAAGGGCAUCGUGUGGGAGUGGGAGAACGACAACAGCUCUUGGACGCCCUACGACAUGGACAUCUGCAUCACCAUCCAGAACGCCUACGAGAAGCAGCACCCCUGGCUGGACCUCUCCUCCCUGGGCUUCUGCUACCUCAUCUACUUCAGCAGCAUGUCCCAAAUGAACCGGCAAACCCAACGCAAGCGCCGGCUCCGGCGUCGCAUGGACCUGGCGUAUCCCCUCACCAUGGGUUCCAUCCCCAAAUCGCAGUCGUGGCCGGUGGGCACCAGCACGGGGACGCCCUGCUCCUGCCCGCAGUGCCUGCUGGUCAACAGCACCCGCGCCGCCUCCAACGCCAUCCUGGCUUCCCAACGCCGAAAGCUCUACCCGGGGGCCGUCCGCCAGAGCAGCACCUUCGCCGGGGCGGCUCUAUGGCCGGCGGGGAUGGGAACGGCGGCGGUGGCGGGUGGCACGGCCAAGGGCGAGGCGCUGCGGGUGCCCGCCGGGGCGUUCGCCCCCAGCCAGAGCGUGCCCGGCGGGACACCGCUGCCUGGGCUCAACAACCUCAACCGGCCUGGCACGCAGCGGGGGGCCGGACUUGGCGCCCGUGCCACCGUCCCCCCGGGGGUGCCAGCUCUCCCGGUCAAGAACCUGAACGGCACGGGCCCCGUCCAUCCCGCCCUUGCAGGGAUGACGGGCAUCCUCAUGUGUGCCGCCGGGCUGCCCGUCUGCCUGACCCGCGCCCCCAAACCCAUCCUGCACCCGCCGCCCGUCAGCAAAAGUGACAUCAAACCCGUGCCCGGGGUCAACGGCAUCUGCAGGAAAACCAAAAAGAAGCACCUCAAAAAGAGCAAGACCCCCGAGGACGUGGUGCGCCGCUACAUCCAGAAGGUGAAGACCCCCCCGGACGAGGAUUGCACCAUCUGCAUGGAGCGGCUGGUCACCUCCUCCGGCUACGAGGGUGUCCUCAGCCACAGGGGCAUCAAGCCGGAGCUGGUGGGCAAGUUGGGCAAGUGCGGGCACAUGUACCACCUCCUCUGCCUCCUGGCCAUGUACAACAACGGCAACAAGGACGGCAGCCUGCAGUGCCCCACCUGUAAGGCCAUUUACGGGGAGAAGACGGGCACGCAGCCGCCCGGGAAGAUGGAGUUUCACCUCAUCCCCCACUCCCUCCCGGGUUACACCGACUCCAAAACCAUCCGGAUCGUCUACGACAUCCCCACCGGCAUCCAGGGCCCGGAGCACCCCAAUCCCGGCAAGAAGUUCACGGCACGCGGCUUCCCGCGGCACUGCUACCUGCCCGACAACGAGAAGGGCAGGAAGGUGCUGAAGCUGCUGAUCGUGGCCUGGGACCGGCGGCUCAUCUUCACCAUCGGCACCUCCAACACCACGGGGGAGUCGGACACGGUGGUGUGGAACGAGAUCCACCACAAGACCGAGUUCGGCUCCAACCUGACGGGCCACGGCUACCCCGACCCCAACUACCUGGACAACGUCCUGGCUGAGCUGCUGGCCCAGGGCGUCUCCGAGGCCACCCUGAAGGACUGA
Molecule: messenger RNA, 1842 nt
Organism: Gavia stellata (red-throated loon)
Lineage: Eukaryota; Metazoa; Chordata; Aves; Gaviiformes; Gaviidae
Gene: DTX1
Product: deltex E3 ubiquitin ligase 1
Exons: 9
Coding region: 1-1842 (613 amino acids)
Biological process (GO): protein ubiquitination; Notch signaling pathway
Cellular component (GO): nucleoplasm
Molecular function (GO): zinc ion binding; ubiquitin protein ligase activity
Source: RefSeq, a predicted model, not a curated record